GGGCGAUUUGGCUUAUUUUGAUGGACUGAGUGAAACGAUUCUCUCGGUGGGACUAGUAAAACCUAGACGAGGCAUAUUCCAGCCUCACAUCCAACAGCUCCUUGUACUGACCACUCCUGUUGACAUUGUGAUCCUGGGAGUCAGCUUCACCAAUUCUCAGACAGGACUGGGAAUCCUAAGCGACAAUAUAUGUGGAGGGAUGCAACUCCUACCAGAUCCCCUGUACUCUAUUCCCACGGACAAUACCUAUCUACUGGCAAUCACUGCCACAGAUACUGGCCGUAUAUUCCUUGCUGGAAAAGAUGGCUGUCUAUAUGAAGUUGCCUAUCAGGCUGAGGCUGGUUGGUUUAGCCAGCGAUGUAGGAAGAUAAAUCACUCCAAGAGUUCUCUUUCCUUCCUUGUUCCCUCGUUUCUGCAGUUCACCUUCUCUGAAGAUG
This is a messenger RNA of Rhincodon typus (whale shark), 437 nucleotides long. RefSeq names its product nuclear pore complex protein Nup155-like. Gene Ontology annotation, cellular component: nuclear pore inner ring; nuclear pore. Gene Ontology annotation, molecular function: structural constituent of nuclear pore. The transcript is spliced from 4 exons. The record is from RefSeq and is a predicted model, not a curated record. Gene Ontology annotation, biological process: RNA export from nucleus; protein import into nucleus; transcription-dependent tethering of RNA polymerase II gene DNA at nuclear periphery. The annotation marks the transcript as partial. NCBI's taxonomy places the organism in Eukaryota, Metazoa, Chordata, Chondrichthyes, Orectolobiformes, Rhincodontidae.